AUGAACAACAUCCAAUGCACUGCCUUUCGCGGGCCGGGGUGUACGACAUCAGCUGGCCCAGUUGCCGUGCCGGCUGCUGCAGCCUGGUACCGCCAAGGCCCCCCGACGCGCGCUCAAGUGCAACACAUCAGUGCAUUUGGUUUGGGCGUGGCAAAUCGUGACGAUGCCCGAUGGGUACAUACCGGCCACCGUACAAGAGGCCUUGCUGCACGUGUGCAUGGGAGAACGCGCGGUUUCGGAGCUUCUGCAGCAAGUCGCCGUCCCGCAUCGCAGCGGAGGGCCCCCGCCCACCCUUGCCCUGCAAUGCCCCCGUGCGAGACCGAGCUUCGGGUUGCACCUGACUCAACUCGUCCCGCGACCGCGCCUGUCGUUGCGCAAGCCGAUGGCCGACGUCCCUCGAGUUCCAGUUCCAGCUCCAGCAGCUCCAGGUCUGACUCCAGUGUUUGGGACCCUGCUCCGCGUGCGUCACCGCCCGCCGCCCCCGACGCCCACACUGCUAGCACUGUGCGCCAGCGCAAUGGUACCGACACUCAGCUACGUUUCCGUGCACCCUUGGCUACCCUUGACAGUUUCUCAGCCGAGGAUGUGCUGGCGCAGCCGUGCUGCCUGUUCCGUGUGCCUCCGCACUUUUGCAAGGGCGUAUUGCGUCAGUGCUUGCGGCUUGCCUUUGACUUGGUCGUGUGUGCAUGUGACUCGGCCACUGCAGCGGACUGGAGUCGGGCCUGGAAACUCCUGCUGUUCGCCCUUCGCAUGUUGCUGCACCGUCCCAGAGGAGGCAUCCGACUUGACAAGGCGGUGUUGCUUGCACGCUUCCAAGCUUUCCUGCGCGGGGAGUGGGCGCCGCAAGCAUUGUUGGCAGACCCGUUGGCCCCCCCCACCCAAGACAAAUUCGAAGCACUGUCCAAUGCUGAGCGGCGCCUUGUGGUCGGCGACUUCCUGCGCCGCCUGGUCGCCCGCACGUUGGCACAACAGUUUGCGGCUCCCUUUGCAGAAGCUGCUGCCGCCUAUGACGGCAUGAGCCGACAAAUGGUGUUGCGGGAGCUGACGGAGGUCCCCCAGGCGUCGGCGCUGUUGCCGUUCGUGCGCUUGUGCUUGGGUCGCACGUCCACCUACUGUUGGCAGCAAGGCGCGCACACGCGGCACUUGCAGCAAGGUGAAGGAGUCGAACAGGGUGACCCCCUGAGCCCAGCAUUGUUCAGCUUAGGCUUGCGUGCAGCUUUGCGGGAUCUGCAGGUUGAUGUCCGACCCGAGCUUGGCGAACGCGUCCUUGCAUACUUGGAUGAAGUUACUUUCCUGGCCAGGCCGCAUGCAGCUGGAGUCGCUCCCGAUGGCCUGCAUGCCUUAUCAACCACUGCCCGCAUUUGGUUUGGGGACUCGUCGCUCGCGGCUGCCCAACGCGGGCUCGUUUUGCUGGGAGCACCGUUCGGCACGCCCGAGUUCGCGCAGGCACAGUUGCAGCGCUCUCUGGAGCGGCAGGCCACUCUCCUCAACCAACUGCCGAAUCUACACGACACACAGGUCGGGUGGCUGCUGUUGUCGUGCUGCGCAUGCCCACGGGCGCAGUAUGCUGUCCGCACGCUCCCCACUGCCAGCACGCACGAGUAUGCGAUGCGUCAUGAUGCCGCA
This is a messenger RNA of Symbiodinium sp. CCMP2592, 1626 nucleotides long. NCBI's taxonomy places the organism in Eukaryota, Dinophyceae, Suessiales, Symbiodiniaceae. The record is from the annotation of a GenBank genome assembly.